CGGAACUGUAUAUAUCAACUGCAGAUAUCCAGCCUUUGAAUAAGAGAGGAAUAUUUAAGAGGAAUAAUGUGCUAUAAGUGUAAUCUGGAAACCUGGAUUGGGAAGAAUUGAGAAUAAGAGUUAAUGGAGAAUACCUUAGUAACUUGCGAUUCGCUGAUGAUAUUGCCUUGCUUAGUAACUCAGGGGACCAACUGCAACGCAUGCUCACUGACCUGGAGAGGCAAAGCCGAAGGGUGGGUCUAAAAAAUAAUCUGCAGGAAACUAAAGUAAUGUUUAACAGUCUCGGAAGAGAACAGCAGUUUACGAUAGGUAGUGAGGCACUGGAAGUGGUAAGGGAAUACAUCUACUUAGGACAGGUAGUGACUGCGGAUCCGGAUCAUGAGACGGAAAUAAUCAGAAGAAUAAGAAUGGGCUGGGGUGCGUUUGGCAGGCAUUCUCAGAUCAUGAACCGCAGGUUGCCAUUAUCCCUCAAAAGAAAAGUGUAUAAUAGAUGUGUCUUACCAGUACUCAUCUACGGGGCAGAAACCUGGAGGCUUACGAAAAGGGUUCUACUUAAAUUGAGGACGACGCAACCAGCUAUGGAAAGAAGAAUGAUGGGUGUAACGAUAAGGGAUAAGAAAAGAGCAGAUUGGGUGAGGGAACAAACGCGAGUUAAUGACAUCUUAGUUGAAAUCAAGAAAAAUAAAUGGGCAUGGGCAGGACAUGUAAUGAGGAGGGAAGAUAACCGAUGGUCAUUAAGGGUUACGGACUGGAUUCGAAGGGAAGGGAAGCGUAGCAGAGGGCGGCAGAAAGUUAGGUGGGCGAAUGAGAUUAAGAAGUUUGCAGGGACAACAUGGCCACGAUUAGUACAUGACCGGGGUAGUUGGAGAAGUAUGGGAGAGGCCUUUGCCCUGCAGUGGGCGUAACCAGGCUCAUGAUGAUGAUGAAGUGUAAUCUCCGAGCUACAUGCAGAUUCUACCAUUGAAGCGGUGGAACUGCGCGAAAUUUUGCCAAUCGUCCGACCCUCUAUAUAUAGUCCCCGUCUCGAUCUUUCUCUUCCAUUCUUCACUUCAUGCUUCGUGCACCCGUGCUCGCUUUUUUUUUUAUAUACGUCGAGUCUAUAUAGCCGAAUUUCCCACUAACUGUAUAAAAAAAAAAAAAAAGUGCAACGGCACUUGCGUUGCUGCUAGUAUUCACUUGAACUGGGGUUCCAUUUGUGCUUGACAUGGCGGAAUUACCUCGAGCUGUCUCUGACUCUUUAGCGCGGUCGAUGUAUAGAGACAUUGACUCACUUACUUUGUGUACUUUGUUUGUAUUUAGUCCUGCGCGUUCUUUUUAGUUCGCUCUAUUUCGACUUGCACGAUUGGUCCGACCUCGCUGCUUCGAUCAGUGAUACACUCAGCUUCUGGUGUGCUUGUCGCCCUAUAAAAGAGCGGCAAGAAAGUGCCGACGUAAGAUACCAGUGCGUUCUUCGUGGAAUAUACAGAUGUAGACAGCUUGAAAUCCUCAUGCUGAUUCGCACAUGAGUAAGAACAGAAAUAUAGAACAGCUUACCUAGAUUUCUUUGUGUUUCUUUUUUCGUUUUGCACAUCCAGAACGUCAGCGUAUGCACUGACAGAAAAGCACAGGAAGAAGAAAAAGAGGUAUGAAUACCGACAACAAAGGGAUUAAUUACGUGUAAUUAGACAAAAUAAAGAUUAAUAUGGAAAGCAAGACCCUACGACUGAAAAAGAGCAGUGUCAAUGCAAAAGGCAGAUUGUCAGACUCAUAGAGGCAAAACUACGAGGGGUCAAUAUAAGCGCACUGUUAAGGUGUAAAGUGAGUGGUAAACUAUAGGUUGGAGGGGCUCAAGCCAGUAGACGCGUACUUUAUUCCACCGUUACUUGGCAUUCGAGCAACACAUGAACGAUACGUUCCCCGAAUUCUAUAUUGAGCGACUAAUUGUGCAUCGAUCGUGAAAUAUCGACGUGAAAUAAAGACUCUCCCAUGUUGCUACACAGUGAACUGUCGGGAGUCGUCAGUUACACUGUCAAUUAAUUGAUAGACUCUGUAGGCAACCGACGUUGCCGAUCAUGUCGUCUGGCAAACGGUUCCUUCUAUAAGAAAUGAUAUGCUAUAUUGAAAGAUGAAUGUUCGUUCUUGCCAAUACUGCAAGAUAUACUCGUUUAAAGAAAUGUGCGCACGUUAACACCACAAGCCGAGGAACCGAGAAACCACGCAUCCUCCCUUUUUUUUUUUUUUUUCCCCAGCUUCGAGCACCUGCUAAUGGUCAUUUAUGCAAUCAGUAAGACUGCACUUAUGAUGGUAUCAGGCAAUAUUGCGGCGAUAUUUUACGCGGCGAUUCCCUUUCCGCUAAUUGAUGCUGCAUCCUUGAUCUGGAUGAGAAACUAAGAAAUAAGCAACCUGAGGGAUAAAAAGAAAUCUUUUUUACUAGGUUUGGUGGGUGCAGGUGGCGAGAGUGUCAAGAAUAGGCUUGCGACGCCAUGCAUAGGCGUGCGAUUCAGAAGCCGUAUCUGAACCGUGAGGGGCGCGUUGCCGGGAAGCGAGGAUGUGCAACGGCGGAAAGCACAUGCUGUUCCUAAGGCAACGACAGAUGCAUCCGCCGGAGCACGCGAGCACGUGGUCCACGCGCUGGCGCGCCUCGGAAUUGCCGCCGGGCACCGCUGGCGUCGGCGUCGAUCAAUAGAGCGCGCGCGGCGCGGGUGGCGGCGGCCCCUAUCGCCGGGCCCCGGCGCAAGACCCCCCUCGCCGACGGUGCGUCCAAUGGGCGUACGCGCCCGUCCGCCCGCCCCCGGUGGCGGGGAGGGGCGAGCGGCGCGCGCUCCCGUCCGGCCUUCUCCCCUCGGUCUCCGGCCGGAGGCGUUGCCCAGAGCCGCUUGGGGCGCCACGAGCGGACCCCGGCCGAGCCCCGCGGCGUCCGCGCACGGAUACGAGGAGUCAGCCGGCCGCCGGACUCUAUGGUGGCGGCGCACAUGGAACCCGCCAGAGCCAGCCCUAUGUCGGCGCGGGCCAAGGACUUCUCCAUCGAUGCCCUCAUCAGCCGCCGACCAUGCGACAGCUCCAACGACGGCUCGGACGCCGACACCCCCGGACCGCCGCUGCUGCUCGACGCCGACAAGCUUUGCGAGCCAAGCAGCCCCGUGCUGCUUCGCACCCAGCGGCGCUCGGCGUCGUCUCCGGAGUCUGGAGCGCCCGGUCUGCAGUUCCUGGGCCGCUUCGGCGGCCCUGGCUCGGCAGCGGCGCGGCUGGAAGCGUCGCCGCCCUCGAGCGUCUCGUCGCUGGCCGACGACGAGCUCGCGGACGCGCCCGGCGGCGACUUCGCCUCCCCCGCGAGACGGCCCGACAGCGAGCCCGGCGUCGCCGAGUCCGGCGGGGCGGCGACCGGUGGCGCGCGGCCCGGCAAACAGCGCGACGGGACUUCCAAGGGCUCCGCGCGCGUCGAGAACCCCCAGAUCUUGCCCCGCUGCAAUUGCGACGAGUUGAGGAACGCUGACGCGCAUCUGGAGACCAAAGACCUGUGGGAGAAGUUCCAUGAGCUUGGCACCGAGAUGAUCAUCACCAAGACAGGAAGGCGGAUGUUUCCUACGCUACGCGUCUCAUUCAACGGCCUGCAUCCUGACGGGCGCUACGUGGUCCUGCUGGACAUCGUUCCUGUGGACAACAAGCGGUACCGGUACGCGUACCACCGGUCUUCGUGGCUGGUGGCCGGCAAGGCGGACCCUCCGUCGCCGGCGCGCCUCUACGCGCACCCGGACUGUCCCUUCACGGGGGACCAGCUGCGCAAGCAGGUCGUCUCCUUCGAGAAGGUCAAGCUCACCAACAACGAGAUGGACAAGCAGGGACACAUCGUAUUGAAUUCGAUGCACAAGUAUCAGCCACGUAUUCACUUGGUCAAGCUGCGGCCGGACUGCUGUUCAAAUCCACCUGUCAUAACAGACCUAGAAGCGGAGCAAUUUCGCACUUAUAUCUUCCCAGAAACAGUAUUCACCGCUGUCACAGCAUAUCAAAAUCAACUAAUAACCAAACUCAAGAUAGACAGCAAUCCAUUCGCCAAGGGCUUUAGAGAUUCAUCAAGGCUAACAGAUCUAGAAGGGGAAUCUGUGGAGACUUUACUUCGAGAACAUGCUUUUCGACACUCGCCCUUCAGGGCUUUUAUGACUGGAGAUUUACCACCUGAGCACCAAUUUCUCGCCACUGCAGGUGCAGCCCUGGGCCGACUGCCGACGGGGAGCGAACUCCUAUUGCUGGCCAACGGCGCUUCCCCCUGGAAAGUACCCACUGUGCCCAUGGCCAUGGCCGACCUGACGGCACUUAUGAGCGCCCAGCAACAGCAGAUGCACACGCUACCCGGCUUCUACCUGGGCUUCCCGCGCACGCUGUUCCCGCCCUUCACGAUGGCCGGCACAGCAGCGGCAGCACCCGUGCCGCCUGCGCGCUCACCGUGCCCACCGCCACCAACGUCACCGACGGCGGCAGGCCGCGCAGCCCCCAGUGCCAGCUCGCCCGGGCCGCCGCUGUACCCACCGCGCGCAGGCGCCUCUGCCACCGCCUACCCUGGCCUCAAGUUCCACCCCUACUUCCACCCGCGGCUCCUCAGCGCCGCCGCGGGGCCACGGGAAGGCAGCCCCGUCGAAUACGACACUGCCGCGCCGCAAGUGUGAACGCUGCCGCGCCAGCAGUCCAGUGUGCCCGGUGUGCGCCAGUGUGUGGCCAGUGCAAUGAACAGACAGUUCCGCAUCUGUACAGUCGCAACCAUGCUAAGGGACUACGAACUGCUCAACUGUAUGUUGCCCUUGGCAAUGGUACGAUGUCCUACGCGCCCAUUAGCUUGCAGGUCAAUGUGUCGCUCUGUAGCGACGCUGAAUCUGCACCACUUCCGGGAAUGUCGAUAUUGGGAAUCUGGCAUCCUCAUAUAUGGAAUCGGCUGGUUUUUCCCACAGUAAUUUGUGCACAAAGCCCAUUAUCUUCUGUGCACCAAAUAAUUAAUGACGUGUUUGUAUGCCACAGCUUCUAGUAGCUUGGCACUGUUAUUACGGGUGGACUAUAACUAUCGGCCCAUGAGCCAAUUCAGAUUGCACUUUGUGAUGACAAAGGAUAGUUUCUCCCUUCUUUCCAUAAACUCGUGCUCGACUGCCGGCACCAAUGUGCAUUCUUCUUGCACAUCCUAUCUGAAAGCAUGCAGCUCAGAUGCAACUCUUUAAAGCUCAAGUCAAAUUCCAAGUUACGAUUCUUUGCGUGUGCAGCAAAUGAAUUGUACAAGUUUUCUGUCACGAUUAUCGUGUGGCCCUUGCCUCUUGUGAAGUUGCCGACGACAUGGGAACAGCUGUACCAACCUCUCCAAAUCAAUCCCAGUUAACCUUUCCCUACCUCACCUACCUGUGUGGAGGAGACAGUGUGGACUAGCAUUAAUAGUUAUGAAAAAUUAUUUUCAGUAUUUGGCUUCCAUCAUUUUCAGCCCUGGUUGCCAGACUGGAGCUGAAUGUUGGCAACAGCAAUGAAAGACCAACCUUUCCGUGAGCGUGCACUUCUCAAACCUUGCCUUUUCAUUGCUUCCCUUGCUUUGUUUAAUUGGCAACAUUGAAACUCCCGCUAUGUAUGCCUUCUGGCCCAGCAGCAACCUCCGAGCCCUAAUGUAUGUUAGUGGCUCAUGGAGGCUUACCAUCAGCUGGCUUUCAUUUCUAGAUUAAGAUAUGUUUAAUGAAAGCUGUAGUCUGUGACUUCAUUUUAAAUAUAGAGCGAAUGCUGAAUACUUGCAUAACAUGUAUCUGGUAUUCCCAGUUACAUUCCUUGUAGAAGUAAAUGCUUCUGCAGGGAAUGCAGUGCAGUGAAGAUUUCUACAUAGCUCGUCACUUCUAAGUUCGUAUCUGUAGGGGCAGUUACCCCGUAAACUUGGAAGGUGAUUGCUGCCCCUGUUCCCCAUCCUCAAUCCUGGCCCACACUGAUCCUCAACUACUUCCCACUUCAAUAACAGCUCCUUUGACUUUCAAUUCUAUAAAUCAAAGUGAAAACAGCAUAAGAAGAAUGGCUGGACCUAGAAAGUUAAAUGACACAUUUUUCUUUCAGCUUAUCUCUUUGGUCAUUUGUCAUUUUGUGCCACAAACAAUCAAGUAUACUUACAGUAAUGCUUCACAAUGUAAACAUUUGACAGAACUUCACAGCAGAAAAACUCGCAUGAUGCAGAGAUGAUUGCAGCAAUCCUAGAUGAGCAACUCACUAUGCAAGAGCCUCUAUAGCAGCUACAAAAGUGAGCACCCACUGGGUGCAGUAGAUCAAAACUAAAGACAUCUCAUCAAUAAAGCUUUGAGAUGUUAAUCUCAAAAUAAAGCCAUGUGCUGGAGAGUAGUUAGCAAGAAACACAUUUCAUUAUAUAGAAUGGGAAACAAAUGACAGAAUCUUGCACUGAUGAGUAUUGGCUGUUUCUGCCUACAGUCGCCAUUGGUACACACACAUAGUGCCAUGAAACUUUCUACUUAUGGGAAAAGGCUUCAGGAGUAUUGUGAUGCUUUCACUGCAACAGGUGUAUAUUCCACCUCACUAAAUCCCUGCAACGAAGCCCCUUGGCCAACCAGGAAUGAGAACCUCAAGAGGGGUCUCUCCAUCAUCUGCCACUAAUCCACUUGAGAGUGAAACAGGCUGAACAGAAGGGUCAUGGGAUGAUUAGUGGCUCAAAAUGGGCAGGUCCUUCACUUACUGCCCUGGCAUAUAGGUGGUUGUCAUUCCCGACAUCUGCAUCUUCUGCUGCACUGCACGAAUUUAACAAAACAGGUUAUAGUUGCCUUGCUUUCUUCAUUGAUUUUCUUUUUCUCAAUAUGAAAUAUUGAAUGGCAAUCAUUUCCACAACGCAAGAUAGCUCCUUUGAAUCAACAGUACAAGGUCACCUUCUAAGUCUGAAAUAAGAUCAUGGAAAGGCAAUCUGGAACGAUAACCAUAGUUUCAAAGAGUGAACUCCGAGUGUAAGCUACAAGCACAUGCAGGAUUACUUGCUAAAUUGAUUAGUACUGUUAAGUUAGAGAACACUGUCAUAGCCCCGUUUCUUGGCUCGAUGUCAGUCCUUUCUUCCCUUCCUUUUCUUUAUAAUUUCCAAGUCUGAUACAGUGUGCUUUAUUAGAUCAACAAUUAGGCGGUCAUGUUAUGCCAUAUCUUCAGUGCACACCAGUCUUGGCAUAAACUUUAGAAGCCACUGUGUAAGUGACAAGAACAGGGCUGAAACUUGAUGCAAAGCUUCUGUCACACUCCUAUGCUCUGAAGCUCAAGAGAGUGAAGAGCACAGUCCCCCUCAAUAGCAAGGGUGCUGGAGCACAGUGUUUCUGGAGGUCUCAGUGCAGUGACAGCUCCUGUCACGCAUACGCAGUCUUCUCAUGUUUCUGUAAAAGCUGUACAUCCAAGAGAGACAACCAUAAACCAGUACAAUUCAUAAAUGCCAGGCAGUCACGUGUGCUUAAAACACUGCACUUGAAGUGGUCGAGAUUUAUGCUGCAAGAUGUUGCCAUAACAUGAUGGAAAGCAGCACAAAAAAAAAUUAGGAAAAAAGGAGGACAAUAGGACAGAGUGCUGCUGUCACCUUCCUUUUUCCCUUAUUUUUUGCAUUACUUUCCAUCAUGUCUACACACCAACUAUCCCAGCAAAGCAUCUUGCUCAAUGGUGCCAUAAAUUGAGCACUUUAAGAUGUUAGUGCUUUUACUGAAUAAGUAGUCCCACAGCACACCUGACUCAGAGAUGGGAGCACAUAGGGUAACUUUAACAUGUGUGGGGUUAAAUAUAAAAAAGGUUGUUGCAACACACUUACAAAACUGAUAAAGCCUUAAAAUUGAUUUGAAUAAACUCUCUUCACCAACAUGUUGGUAUUCACUACCCACUUCUCAUACUUUUUCUUGUCAAUUCAAGAUUUUCACAAGCUAAUCAAGCAAAAUGUAAAAUUAAGCAAUUCUAGACAUGUUAUUUUGGUUGCAUUUGUAUGACAUAAAAAGGAUUGUCUGUUUAUGGUCUGCCUGAAAAGAAAGCCGUCAUCCUUUAACAAAGAAAUCAGUUUUGUUGGCUCAGUGAAGUACAGCCAAGGCUUUCAAACUGUUUUGACAAGUUGCAAAGGGCUGGUGGUACACAAUGUGGUCCUAAAACUCGAAUCAAGAAUUUUGAUGGGAAAGCAUUCCUGGCACAUAGUACAUAUAUUUUUUUAUUCUUGUUUUUGGUCUAAAGUUAACAAAUGACAUCACUUUUAUGUGGCACAGUUGACGAUGGAUGGUUAUUCUGCAAGGGUAAUCAUUUGACAUCCCAAAAGACUUUGGCACAAAGAGGAAGCAAUGAAAUUGCCUGCGUAGAUCCAUCUUAUGGGCUUAGUUCAGCUGUCUCCCCCUUUAUGUGAAACAAUUUCACAGAAAAAUUUUUCACUUAUCAGUAAACCAUGUACUAAUGGGCCAUCAGUCUUUCUUGUGUCCUUAAAGUUUGUUUAAAAUUUGCUACGAGGUCCCUUGAAGAGCCUUUAAACUGAAGACAUACCAAGUGUUACUUUCUGAUGGAGUUGGUGUACCAGGUACAUUUGCGAACAGUCAAUUAGGUGUUCAGAUAUCAUGUUAUUUCUCUAAAUAGCAAAGACUUGUUUCUUAAAUACAAGUGGUCUGAAAGAAGUGAUACAAGAUGAAAAGCACCUUAAUUGUUCCUCCAUUGAGCGCACUGCAGAAUAUUUUUGACUGUAAGGAUGCUACAAAUCACAUCACAUUCCAGCUCAACUCACACUGCACCAACAGCAAAGAAACCACCUUAAGCUGCAAACAUUCCAUCAAGUGGCAUAGCCAGAAAUUUAUUUAAGGGGGGGGGGGGAUUCUUUGUCGACAACUACCACUCCUCCCCCUCCUUUACCUCUCUCUCUAAAGAUAUACAUGUAUGGAGGUUGUACAUUACGCAAAAGAUGAACUCCUAGCGCUCCCCAGACGAGAAUGCACAUUAUUGCAUUGUGGAAACAACACUUAGCUUAAUCGCUGACAAAAGAUUUUCAUUGCUAAGGCUAGGCCACUUUUCAUAAAAUUAUGCUGUCAUCCUUAUGCUACUUUUAAAAAUGAUAUUAAAUAACUAAUGUUUCUUUUACGAAUUGAUGCAUUUAUAUAAUAUAUAUUGAUGGUCUACCUGGUACACGACUUGGAAAAACAAACAGCACUAAAAACAAGACAGCGAACUAUCGUGUGUCUUGUUUGCAGGCCAGGCUUUUUGCAGCCCAGGUAACAGUGGAGAUAAUCGUUGUUUUCCACCCAGAUCUUCUAGUGAGUGGCACAGCCACGGCUACAUGCGGAAGAGGGCGGGCACUAUUUUGCAAGUCGCCUAGCACUCAAUCACGCUUUUGGCGUUAUGGGCAUGCUAUAUUAUUCUAGAUUUAAAAAUACAGGGACAAAGCUUUCCGCUAGAACUUCGAUAGUAUCGUGUGAUGCAAGUUUCACUUACUUUCGGUGACCCACUGUCCGACUUGUUUGAAGAGAUGUUUGGAAGUAAUUUGCAAUCAUGGUAUUGUAGUCAUCAUGUGAUGCACAUUGUUAUUUGAUCACACUCAGGAAUUUAUGAGGCAGGCAGUCUGAAGCAGGGCUGCUUCCUGUUUAGAAGCCUUUCUGAAAAUUAUGGCAUUCGUAGUGCACAGUAAACUAAGGGCCAGUAGCUCUGCGAAAUUUGAAAGUAUCGUGUCUUCUGACACCCAUCUAUUCUGAAAAUUGCCAAGACAUUUAGUUAGGAUGGGCUCUUCGCAGUAGCAGCACGUUACGACGGGGUAGGUGCACUUCAGCUAGGUGACUGGCCAUGGCCGUCUGGUGUUGAGCAAUCGGGCAGUGACGAGGCACUCUACCCAUGUCCACAAUUAUCCGCAUUCUGCCAACUUCUUUCUUGAUGCCUUUUGUGCUCCCCCAUGCUCGUAUCCAUCACCCCACUCCCCUUCUUAAAAUUAUUUUCCUUUAGUCACUGUCACACUCUUCCUUCACCAGGUUGUUGAACGGCGCGGUGGCUACUAACAUUCUAUAUUUCUGUUUCUGUGUGGACUUCCGAGGCCAUUCACCUACCUGCCCUCCCACCUGUUUGUUGUGGUGGUUUCUUAGCUUAUAUGGCCCAGCACCCCCAUCCUUGAUAGAUCUUGAAGUGCGCAAAUCAGUGUUCUAUAGGUCUUUCUUUUCUGUUCCAUUUUUUUGCCCGUUUUCAUUCAUAAAAGCAUGUACAAACUAGCCUAGCAGCAAGCUCUUCCGAAAUUUAUUAACAUAAUGAAAGUCAGAGACAAGGGAAAGGAAAAGAAGAAAAAAAAGGCGUUCUCAUUAUGCGUUUCCUAUACAAGCAAGUUGCAAUAUUUUCUGAACGCUUUUCUUCCGCACAGCGUGGUCGAUGCUUCGGUCAAGUACCAGAAAUGAGAAGCUCUUCAAUGGCAUGAAGGCCUGGUUGGGAGCAAUGGUGACCCAAAGCUUUAUGCACGUGCUGGUCCCAUCUUUAUCUGUGUGUGGAAUGUUUAGCACGGAUCCCCCCUCAGUAAUUAUAGUUAACACGAUCCGGAAUGAGGUAGAGGCGCGCCAUGAGUGGGGCCGCAAUGUUCUGUGCAUGGGAGAGGCGAUCACCCCUAUGGCCCCACCCCCCCUUCAGACCGCCACUAGCCCUCGCCUUGCUUUCACAUUCAAGCUUCCCCUUUCAUCUAUGUUGCUCUUUCAGAGCCCACCUCCCGAAACUUUCUGUUCUGUAAGAAAGGGGAGAGGGGGGGGGGGUCCGUCAGGAAUCUUUUUUUGGUGGAAGGGGUUCCACUCCUCCCUGGCUAUGCCAAUGAUUCCAGCUAUCAACUGAGACUGAAUAAUCAAUCACUGUUUACGUGUGCCAGCUGUCAAGUUUAAUAUAUUAUUCAGCAUGCGGAGGGGGACUCUUUUCUUUUCACUAGUCAACGUUGCUUGCCACAUAAAAGAUAACCUCUUGAAAAUGCUGUUUUGGCGUGCAUACACACGUCCAUACAAGUGUAACCCAAUCACAUUGGUUUCAUUCGUCACACUGAAAGCCUAACAGCUCGGUGGCUUGUAAGGGUACAAAGAAAAAAACUUAGAAAAAUGCAAAUGUUGAGUGCACAAUGCGCAGACACCAAGAUCAAGCUGUGCCCAACAGAUGUACAUUUCCUUUUCAGUGAGCUAUACUUAAAAAGGAGGGCAACUCUAAGCAAUGCCUAUCAGACAAAAAAAAAGGAAAGAAACUUUGCUAUAUUUGUAAGUGCACUAGGGCUUCUCAAUUUUCGGUGUAUGGACUGAAAAAAAUCUAGGUCUGCUGAUAGCAGAGAGUCAAAUCACUGCCUUCGAAUGCUGGCUAUGAGCAUCUCCUAUAUUCUCUGUAGAAUGCCAUUGCUAAGGGAAACCAAGAAUCAGUGUAUUGUUAAAGCACUCUCUGUAUGUGUGUGUGCAAAUGUGUGCUUGAGCAGCAGCCUUCUCGACACCUGCAGUUUUAAUGUGGUGUACACAUACAUGCGGGUGCAAGUAGUAUUUAAGUGGUAAAAUAUUAGAGAUAGCACAACAUAAAGUACAUAAGAUACUGGGUCUGUCGUGAAGGUCCCUUAAGAGAAUUGUUUGCUCAAGCCACUCCGACCGUCACGCUCCAGUCAUGCUAAGGUACGCUUUCUUGUGGUUUGUUUUGUACAAUGCUGCAUUCUACAAUGCUUCCUAUCCGCACACAAGAGAGAGAUAUAAGGAAUAAAAUAGGGACGACAAGGUAAGGAGACAUGAGAAGUACUUAUCCAACAUUUAGUCAAAUGUAUGCAUGAUACUCUGCUAGCCAAAUAUACCACUCUUUUUUUUUUAAUGUCGCAAAACGUACCAAGUUUUGUUGUGAAACAGGCUAUAUAUGAUGAUGUUCCCUUUUGGUACUGGAGCGUGGUUGACGCAGAGACUUCAGCAAACUAAAUUCCUAGAUCUUCUCAAAUGAUUACACAUGACCUAGUAUGUUAAGAGGAAAUAAAAAGUGCACAAGUGGAAACAAUUGUGUUCUGUACAUACUUUCUUUUUUUUAAUUCAUUAUUGACGGGGAGAUCUUGCGGAGGUAUUGGAACAAGAAAUGUCCUUUUGCCGCAACCCAGUCAGCGACAAUGGAUGCAUUUGUAAAAUAUAUAUUUUGUGAAUAGUGUUUGUAGAUGUGCCGUCUUUUCCGGUUAUAAAUACAUGCGGAAAUUUCAGGUGCGCAGUCUGUUUUUCAUGUCAAGAUCUAAGCAUUUUCUAGGCACUUGUUGACAACAUGGAGCAGAAACACUGUGACAUCAAACCAAUAAACAUGUACUAUUUCUCAA
Dermacentor andersoni is the source of this 12244-nucleotide messenger RNA. RefSeq names its product T-box transcription factor TBX10-like. Lineage: Eukaryota; Metazoa; Arthropoda; Arachnida; Ixodida; Ixodidae. The record is from RefSeq and is a predicted model, not a curated record. Gene Ontology annotation, biological process: cell fate specification; heart development; regulation of transcription by RNA polymerase II. Gene Ontology annotation, cellular component: chromatin; nucleus. Gene Ontology annotation, molecular function: DNA-binding transcription factor activity, RNA polymerase II-specific; RNA polymerase II cis-regulatory region sequence-specific DNA binding.